Messenger RNA from Ochlerotatus camptorhynchus, 3062 nucleotides. RefSeq names its product regulatory particle non-ATPase 1 (gene Rpn1). The transcript is spliced from 4 exons. Gene Ontology annotation, cellular component: proteasome complex; nucleus; proteasome storage granule. Gene Ontology annotation, biological process: proteasome-mediated ubiquitin-dependent protein catabolic process; regulation of protein catabolic process. NCBI's taxonomy places the organism in Eukaryota, Metazoa, Arthropoda, Insecta, Diptera, Culicidae. Gene Ontology annotation, molecular function: enzyme regulator activity. The record is from RefSeq and is a predicted model, not a curated record. Bases 152 to 2860 code for a protein of 902 amino acids.
ACCUAGAAAGCUGUCUUCUGUCUGACACUGUUUUCACAACUCAUCGUCAUUUUGUCUGCGGAAUCGCAAAAGUGUUUUGUCCGUAAGUUUUCACUCGGAAAUUCGUAGAAUUUAAUCGCGCAACUCACCGUAAUCCCAAGUGAACGGCACCAUGUCAACGACGGAAAAGAUUGAAGAAACCCCCGUCAAGGGCAAAACCAAGGAGAAGGAGGAGGAAAAAACCGAUCUGAGCGAUGAGGAUAAGCAACUGCAGGAUGAGUUGAAUAUGCUGGUAGAGAGACUGCAGGAACCGGCAACGGAACUGUACAAUCCGGCGUUGGAAACGAUGGCCAAGUUGAUCAAGGCGUCAACUACCUCGAUGACGUCGGUUCCGAAGCCGCUGAAGUUUAUGCGAUUGCACUUUGAAACGAUGAAGGAGAUUCACAAGACAAUGACGGCAACGCUGAAGGACAAGGUAACGACCAAGCUGUGCGCAGAGAUUAUCUCGGUUCUGGCCAUGACGAUGGGAACCGGGAAGGAGUGCUUGGUCUAUCGACUGCUCUGUGACGAUAGCAAUGAGAAUAUUGGAGAUUGGGGACACGAAUACGUGCGGCAUCUGAGCGGGGAGAUUGCUUCAAAUUGGCCGGAAACGACUGAUGAUUUCAAGAAGCGAUUGAUUUGUUUAAUCCAUCAGAUUAUUCCGUACAAUAUGGCACACAACGCCGAGGCGGAAGCAUGCGAUCUUCUGAUGGAGAUCGAGCGGUUGGAUCUGCUGGAGGCCUACGUGGAUGAAAGCGCCUACCCGAGGGUUUGUCUGUAUCUGCAGAGUUGCGUUCCGUACGUACCGGAACCGGAGAACAUCAGUCUGCUGAAGUGUGCGCUGAAUUUGUCCCGGAAGUUCAAUAUGCACACCCAGGCGAUGCGAUUGGCCUUGAUGAUCAAUGACAUGAAGCUGAUUCAGGAUAUCUUUACGUCGUGCAAUGAUUUGGCGCUUCAGAAGCAGCUGGCUUUCAUGCUGGGAAGGCAGCAGAUUUUCCUGGAACUCCCAGAAGGAUCGAACGAUUACGACGAUCUGGUGGAGAUUAUGUCCAACUCGCAUUUGAAUAAUCAUUUUUUGAAUCUGGCUCGUGAGCUGGACAUCAUGGAACCGAAAACGCCGGAAGAUGUCUACAAGUCGCAUCUGGAUAAUUCCCGUACUCCAUUUGGAUCGCAGAUUGAUUCGGCUAGGCAGAACUUGGCUGCCAGCUUCGUGAAUGGAUUCGUAAAUGCUGGCUUCGGCCAGGAUAAGCUGCUGAUGGAGGAUGGCAAUAAGUGGUUGUAUAAGAACAAGGAGCACGGAAUGCUGAGCGCGACUGCCUCCCUGGGGUUGAUCCUUCUGUGGGACGUCGAUGGUGGUUUGACUCCGAUCGAUAAGUAUCUGUAUUCCAAUGAGGAUUAUAUUAAGUCUGGAGCUCUGCUAGCUUGCGGUAUAGUAAAUUGCGGCGUUAGGAACGAGGUCGAUCCGGCAUUGGCCCUGCUGUCCGAUUAUGUCCUCCACCAGAAUAGUACUAUGAGAAUCGGUGCAAUUCUUGGUCUGGGGCUGGCUUACGCCGGAUCCAACAGAUCUGUAGUCUUGGAACUGAUUGGAUCGGUGUUCAGUUCGGAACGUCGCACUGGAUCGACAAUGGAAGUGAUGGGAAUCGCUGCCCUGUCCCUGGGUAUGAUCGCUGUUGGGUCUUGCAACAGCGAUGUGACCGAAGUAUUGCUUCAAACCAUCAUGGACCGCUCGGAGCUGGAACUGAAGGACACCUAUGCUCGGUUCCUUCCACUUGGGCUGGGCCUCGUCUAUCUUGGUCGUCAGGAAGCAGCUGAAGCCGUAAUUGCAGCUCUGGAGAUUAUUCAGGAACCGUUCCGCUCGAUGGCCACCACUAUGGUCGAAAUCUGCGCUUACGCCGGAACCGGAAACGUUCUCAAGAUUCAACAACUUUUGCAUCUCUGCUCGGAACACUACGAGCCUGCUUCAUCGGAAAGUGAAAGCUCCUCGUCGAAGAAGGAUGCUGCCGCUGCUGCUGCUGCCGCCCAGAAGGAAAAAGAAGACAAGGAGAAGGACCUAUCGGCCUGCCAAUCUGUGGCCGUGCUCGGAAUCGCCCUGAUUGCCAUGGGUGAAGAAAUUGGAUCGGAAAUGGCAUUCAGAUCGUUCGGAAACCUGCUCCGUUACUGCGAACCCUGCAUCCGUCGUGCUGUCCCGCUGGCCCUCGGCCUGAUCUCCGUUUCCAACCCGAAGUUGAACAUCUUGGACACGCUGAGCAAGUUCUCCCACGACAGCGAUGCAGAAGUAGCUCACAAUUCCAUCUUCGCUAUGGGACUGGUCGGAGCCGGAACCAACAACGCCCGAUUGGCCGCUAUGCUCCGUCAGUUGGCUCAAUACCAUGCCAAGGACCCGAACAACCUGUUCAUGGUUCGCAUCGCCCAAGGGCUGACGCAUUUAGGCAAGGGAACACUGACCCUCAGUCCGUAUCACAGCGACCGACAGCUGAUGAGCCCAGUUGCAGUGGCUGGACUAAUGGCCACUCUCGUUUCCUUCAUGGAUGUCAAGAACAUCAUCUUGGGCAAAUCGCACUACCUGCUGUACACACUGGCCACUGCCAUGCAGCCACGAAUGUUGAUCACCUUCACGGAAGACUUGAGCCCAUGUCCGGUUCCCGUUCGCGUCGGUAUGGCUGUCGACGUGGUUGGCCAAGCAGGUAAGCCAAAAACCAUCACCGGCUUCCAGACGCACACCACUCCUGUCCUGCUGGCCAUGGGCGAACGUGCCGAACUGGCCACCGAGGAGUACAUCUCGCUCACACCCAUCAUGGAAGGUUUCUGCAUUCUGAGGAAAAAUCCCAACUAUGUCCCCUAAGAAAAAGGACUGAGAGAGAGAAAGACAGGGUGGACAAUCUUCAGGACUCGGUCGGAAUGCGAUUGAAUUACUAUUUCUAUUGCUACUACUAAUACUACGAAAUAAAAUACUUAUCAAUAUUAGUUUACUCGUAAAAACAAUGUAUUUUAGGUGUUUCACAGCAACAAGCGUAUUUGAAAUAAAAACCCAAAUUUGAAGAAAA